AUAAAAAAAUCACUCAAACUAUUGGGAAAUCCACAAUUUGCAAGCGGUACUUCUUAUAUUAGAAGAUAAUUCCUGCUUAUUUUCGAGUUUGGUAAACCAUAAUUUGGACCAAGAUAUUUUGAGUGGUCAUAGGUAUUUAAUAAUGAAAUACGUUAUAGAAAUUUACUUUGACAUUCGACUUAAGUAUGAAUGUAAAGUUAAUAAUUUAGGAAAGGAAACUUUAAGGAACCAUUAAGAUAGCUCUGUUUAAAGGUCAAUAAAUUAAGAAGCAAUGAAAAUAGUUUUUUUUUAAUUAAUGCAUUUUUUCAUAAUGUCAUAAUAAUAAUCUUGACAAAAACAGUCUAUGUAACAACUUUGUCCAAGGAUCGAACAUCUAACUUCAAUAAGUUAUCGAUGGUCCUCCAAAGUAAAAGGUACAUCACUAGCUAAUGCACACACUGAAAAAUCAAAAUUGGUCACGCUUUAUCAGCUGUCAGUUCGUCUAUACGCUCGUGUAGUGGUGCCAUAAGUCUAUGGUCUGCGUAGCCCCCGUUAAAACAAAGCCGAGCCAUUAUGUUGUUGUCAUGGCAACACUGGCUUUAGUUUGACAUUAGAGGCGCUUGUUUCUAUUUUGUAAAUCAAACCAUUAUUGUAAAAAAAACUAAUCAUCCAAACACAGCUGAUUGGUAGUUUUUCAAAUUACAUACAUUUUGAUUGGUCGAUACUAAUGGAGGUAUGUUAAAUUCAUAGAAAACAGUAUGAUUAAACAAAAAUCUAAAAUUUCAAACUCGAUUUUUCAGCCGCUUUUUUGUAACAAAACAAAAACUGUUUAAAAUUAUUUUUAUUUCGUCUGAGAAAGUGUAUUACCGUCAAAACAAUUUUUACAACCCGUGAAAGAUCAAAAUGAGUACCUCCAGUGCAUUUAGUAACGGUGCCGCCUAGAAUUUUUAAUAACUGACGUAAUCAGGCCGUGACUACCAAGAUACGGUCAGCUUUCAACGAAAUUAUCUUCCGUUUUGAGUGAGAUUCUAAAUUGAUACGGUGGGUGGACGCGGGGGAGCUUUCAUUACAUUGGUUUCAAUUAGCCUGAGUGUUCAGUUGGGUGAGUUCAGUGGCUGUAUUCGUUCGCUACGUGAAGUGGGUCUGGCUGUGGCUGUUUCUGGUGCUGAUGUAAUCCAGGGCGCAAUGAACGACCCGUGGGACGUGAAGUCCGUGCGGCACUCCAGCCAGUACUCCUCGUGUAUGAAACUCUAUGGAGUACCUCUGCUGCCGCCACUUCUUUCAAAAGAAUGUAGGAAAGAGAUGCAAUACUACAAACUCUUGGCGAAAGAGGUGGAGAACAGGAUCGCAACCCUCAAGACCUUAGUCUCCUGUGAAUCUGAUACUGACAAGACGGAAGCCGCAGAGCUUUCUGGAUUCGAAUGUGACAGCCCUCCACCAGAACCCCAGUCCCCGUUUAACACAAGUGGAAAUAAAUCACACCUUGUGGAAUCCCUUCAGGAGGCACACAUACAUGAGACACCUAAAUCCAAUAAAUAUAACAAAGAAAAUGUUUCCAACAGAAACAAUGUGUCAGCAGACAAUCUUGAAUUCAUAGGUAAUGGAAGGCCUUCAGGGAUGGACAGCAUGAGUUUGGGUAAAAAGGCAAUUGAUCCUCAAAUACCUGAAAGGGACUGUGAUGGUCUACAGCAGACUCCUGCCAAAGAGUUGGAUGUGGACACUGUAUCAGAAGUAUCACCAAACAAGCAUAAAGAUCUAUUAAUAUUCAGAGAUCUGAACCAUGAUAUACUGGACAAAUAUUUCCCUACAGACUUGAAUUUGAACCAAGAUGGGCCUUCAUCACUAAGCUCUAAAAGCUUCACGGGCUCACUGAUAGACAUUCACACUGAAAGCCUGAAGGAGUCUCAAGGAAAGCCAACUUUAGUGCGACAGAGCUCCUACACGGUGCUACAGCCGAGUCCACAACUCCUGGCUCACCUUGAAGUACAGUCCAUGAGCACAGGAGUGGACAUGCAGUCAAUAUCUAUGAGCGAUUCCGUUUCCAAUCUCACAAUGCAGAACAAUAAGAAAAGGAGAAUAUGGGAUCUGGAAACUGCUAAGAAUAAGUGGUCAACCAUGGCUCUGGAGCUUGACCGUAAAAGUAAUGCUAAGAACAAAGAGGUUCCCAAGAGUGCAGGGAAGCCAGUCUCUAAAGUAUCUCCACCAGCAAGGUCUAAGUCUGCUGCUGACAAGCCUCGUAGAAGCAGUUUCAACAGUAAAUCACCCCCUAAAUCUGAACCAGCCAAACUAACACCAAAAAAGAAUGGCAAUUCCAGUGUUACCUGCUCUACACCUAAAACAGUAACCAAAGAUUGUGUAGACAAAUCUCCUAAAUCUAUGCCUGUGGCUUCCAAACAAGGAACUCAAGCAAAAACAAGCAACGGCAAUACACCUCCAUCUCCCCGCACUCCAGUGAAUGGAAAACCCAUCAUAACUCCCUCAGAAGACCCGGCAGCCAAAGUGAAAGAGUUGUAUGAAAAGAUACAGAAACAGCAGCUCUUACAAAUGGCCACUUUAGUGGAGAAACAGAAACGCGAGCAGCAAUUGUUGCAAGAAGUCUUUCAAGAACAGAACAACCUUCUUUACAGUCAGCUGAAAACAGUGUGUCCUAAGUCUCCUAUAGAAGCGCGACCGGCGUGGGGGGAAGAAGUGGACAGCGGGCCCGUGAGCCUGAGCCAGCUGAUCAACAAGAAGGACAUCUCUCCCACCUCCACCCUCACUCACACCAGCAAAUACAUCAACUACUGCGACGAUGUGCUUAAAAAAAGCCGAGACAUCACAAGCAGUUUAAAGAAAUCUACGACUCCGACUCUUCGAACGAAAUCCGCGCGUCCCGUGUCCCCAACCGACCCUUACAGGACGCGCACCAACUCUCCCAACCAAUCACCAAGCUCUACUCCUCGCCGCCUGGAUUCUACUUCCAACGGGCGCGAGUCCGAGUUGAUUCUGACAGACCGGACCAACGACACGCUGGCGGAUUUGAAUGUGACGUUUCCCACGGACGAGAGCGAAGGCCACGACACGGUCAUCCGACAGAUGUGUCUGCAGGAGCUCACGGUGGUGCGCGGGGGCCGCGUGACGUCACUGUCUGCGCGCCUGCCCAGCAGCAGACGGAAGAUACACUACUCGAACCCUACGCCUGAAGAGCGCGCGGCCGCAUCGACCAUCGUAGCCUACGCACGGGGCUACCUGGUCCGUCGUCUCAUGCGCACGGAGCGAGUGCAGGCGACCGUGCAGACCAUCCGCGACGCGCUGCUGUGCGCCCUGCAGCUGCACCAGGACCGGGGCGGGAUUCGUGGCGCUGAUGUGGAUCUGCAUAGAAGGCUGAUACAGCAGAUAACAGCAGCAUGCUACUCCCUACACGACACGUUCGUGGCGGCGCCGGCGUCCGCCCGGUGCGCGGCCAUCGCGGCGGACCGCGCGCGCCGCCGGGCGCUGCUGCAGCGCGCCACGCCGCCGCCCCGGGGGAAGCGAGUGGACAUAAUGUCACAAAGCCACAUCGGAGUCUUCACGCGGCCCCGGAAGACCCCCCCUUCCGCCAUGACUCAGUCCAACUACGAGAGUUUUAGCGACUUGACCCGUCCGUCCCGGGUGCGGCGGCCGUGGCGCUGACCCCGCGGCCCCGCGCACACGCUGGGGGAGGGUCUCACCAGACCCGAUUGGUAGUUCUGCCGACGGUAUGCCCGACCAU
Plutella xylostella (diamondback moth) is the source of this 3709-nucleotide messenger RNA. It is a transcript of the gene Cp110, whose product is annotated as Centriolar coiled coil protein 110kDa. Gene Ontology annotation, biological process: centrosome duplication; regulation of cytokinesis; centriole replication. The record is from RefSeq and is a predicted model, not a curated record. Gene Ontology annotation, cellular component: centriole. NCBI's taxonomy places the organism in Eukaryota, Metazoa, Arthropoda, Insecta, Lepidoptera, Plutellidae.